This is a messenger RNA of Hyla sarda, 2927 nucleotides long. It is a transcript of the gene SHCBP1, whose product is annotated as SHC binding and spindle associated 1. Gene Ontology annotation, biological process: fibroblast growth factor receptor signaling pathway. The transcript has 14 exons. Bases 51 to 2255 code for a protein of 734 amino acids. NCBI's taxonomy places the organism in Eukaryota, Metazoa, Chordata, Amphibia, Anura, Hylidae. The record is from RefSeq and is a predicted model, not a curated record.
AUGUGAUUUGAACGGUGGCGCGGUCGGGCGGGGCGGGAUCUGCCGUUGUCAUGUCGGGUAGACUGCUGCAGGACCUCUUGGAGGAGGUUGGGGGCGAGGAGGAGGUCGGAAACUCCCUGGACCUGGGGGACGAGGAUGAGGCGGUCGGUGGCUCCCGGGACGUGGGGGGCAUAAAGGACGUGAAGCAGGUCUUGUUUCAGGAAGAUGAGGACAGUGACUAUGGGAGCCACAAAAAACUUGGGAAGGUUUCUCCACGACGUGUUUUAGCUGGAAACAUGCAGUUCCCAGACUUGUUCCAGACCGGUAACCUCCUCUUCUAUGAGAGGUUUGAGGCCUACAAGGAUUAUCUGCUGGGUGAUGGUAAACCCUCUGAAGUGACAGAAUUCAUAGCUGAAUACCUGGAGCGAGCCCUGGAACCCUCUGGCUGGAAGGCAGUAUGGCGCACAAAUAUCUUUGAAGCUCUUGUAGAGGUGACCGAAAUCUCCUUCUCCAGCCUGAAGGCUGUGGUACAGCCAUGUGAACCAUUUUUGUGUGAUUGUCUUGUGGAUUGUGUCAAUGAGGAGAGCAUCCGUGACCUUUUGGAAGUUAAGGAACAGAAGGUCCCCCUCCAGGAGCUCUAUGUGGUAUUUGAUGAUUCUGGGGAGUAUGACCAGACUGCAAUGGCUAUAGAACAUGUCAGAUUCUUCUACCAGAACAUCUGGCGUUCCUGGGAUGAAGAAGAGGAGGAUCAUUUUGAUUAUUUUACAAGAUGUGCAGAGCCCCGCUUACGCCUACAUUAUGAUAUACUGGAAGAGCGGAUCCCAUCAGAGCUAGUGUCAGAAUAUCACGCUAUCCUGACUCGUUGUGAACAGGUUUACUCCCAGUUCAACAGCCUCCGAAACACGUUAUCCAACAGAGACUCAGACUCUGAUUGUGAGCUGGACAAUGUGUCCAUGGUAGAAGGCAUGAAGAUGGAUGGUGAAUUGGAAAAUUUGAAGAGGAAACUUAAAUUGAUUGAAAACCCCCUGCUAAGGUACCUCUUCUGUUACCAGAAAAGUCCAGGAUCCUGUAGCUUGAAAAAGAAAGGGCCCCGACCUGCAGGAGGAAGGGUCAUUCAUGUUGUAUCUACAAGUAUGUCCAUUGAAACGUUGACAUGUUUGCUUAGAGAGCGUCUGGAUCCAGAAUCCUGCAACCAAAGUCAAGAAAUCCAGUUCCAUAAGGAUAUUUUGGAGGCUGUGAAUGCAUGCUUUGAUGGAGAUUUGGUCUUGAUCUGCCCUGGCCAUUACUUUGUAUACAGUCAAAUCUGCAUAGCGGACUCUGUACAUGUAGAAGGCUAUGGCAUGCCAGAUGACAUCAUCAUAGAAAAGAAAGGGAAAGGAGACAAAUUUGUAGAAUGUGCUGGGCCCCAUGUGAAACUCUCAAACAUGAAGCUCAUCCAGCACAAUGCAGUGGAAGGCAUAGUCAUGUCCAGUCACAACUGUAGCCUCUUCUGUAUGCAGCUUACACGAGUCACAAGCAUCAUCUGUGGAAAGACAGAGCUGGAAAACUGUGUGUUACAGUGCGACACAACUGGGAUCACCUUGAAGAAGUCUGCGGAAUUGUUGAUGAAGUAUUGUGACUUGUACGGAGCACAGGGUGCUGGGGUCGAGAUAUAUCCUGGAAGUAGCUGCAGCCUCAUUGACAAUGGCAUUCACCACUGUAGAGAUGGGAUCCUUAUCAAGGACUUUAUCGAUGAGGUGCAUGAUCUUCCCCAAAUCACUCUUGAAAAUAAUGUCAUCCAUAACAAUGAGGGUUAUGCUGUUGUGCUAGUGAAGCCGGGUGCUGUGCUUGAUAGACUGAAGCCAGAGGCUGUACUGGAAGCUAACUUGGAUGCUAAUGCAACAGAAGUUAAAGGUGCUUCAGAUGUGGUCCUGCUGGACUCUGAGGAUGGCAUGCAGCCAGAAGCUGAAGAGAACUGUAGCCCAAUCUCAGCUGAGCCGAUGCAGGAAGCCAGUGCCAACCUCCUUGAUGCAGACAGCGAGCACAAUCCCAUUUUACCUGAAAUUAAAAGUGACUACUGCAUUGCCAGCGAGGAGGUGGACGGAAACCAGGCCAUUGUGACUGAACUUACUGCAAACUCUCGGAGAAAGACCAUUAUCCACAAGAAGAGACUCAGCGCCUUAGGGAUCACUAAAGCUGACGACGAGCAGAUCAUGUCCCAGGAGAUGUUUGUCUCCAUAGCUGAUAACCAAUUUAAACGCAAUGGGAAGGGAAGCUUUGGAACCUUCCUUUUUUAAUCCGUACUUCUAACUAAAUGCUUACACAUUUGAUUCUUAUUGGCUUUUCCGGAGUGUCCAAACUGUUAUCGAACAGUCUAUUUAAAUAAUGUCAAUUGCACAUUGUACAUAUGACCGUUUCUUAUAUAUUGCAUUUUGCACUGUAUCUUUGUACGUUUUUGUCUGUCAUAAUUGAAGCACAGGGAUUGGUCUAGGAAUUUAGGAAAAACUUCACACAGUUGUCAGUCUCUGUAAAGCCUGGUGCCCAAUACUUAUUUGUUAUGAGAGAGCAUUUUAUUUUUAAAAGGGGUAGACUGGGUGGACUGACUUGGAUUAUCGCCAAAGAGUUCCCUCAGCAUUCAUUGCAUAAAAAUGACUGCUUGGGUCCCCAUUGAUCAGCUGUAAUCUAUUAAGAUACCUGGCAGUAAGUGUUCAAUUUCCAGGCAGCACCAGGUUGGCUGAAGUCUAGGAACCAGAAAAUAGAAACACUGGUUAGGAUUUUCGAAAACUUUUUAAGGGUUCAUUAACACUACAUUUGUGAGAUCCGGCUGGGAUACGGGAGCACCCGGGAUUUGAAAUUUCCCAGCCGGAUCGGCGCCGAAUCUCAUUCAUUUAAGAGUUAGAUAGUGACUCCGGUUGGCUCAUUUUUGCUCCGCAUACAGUUUUUUACCCGAUUGAAAACCAUGGUAUGUU